AGCUCUUGCGCACGGGCACGGACUCGCCACGGUCACCACUCUCGCAUGCUCGCCGCCGCCGCCGCCGCGCUGCCCUCCUCUGCUCUCUUGUCUUGUCUGCUCUGCUCUGCUCAGAACUAAACGACACCAGGCGCUCCGUGGCGCCCACGAAACCUCAUCGGCGUCAUCCUCCUCCUCCUCCUCAUCCCCGUCGGUCCAGGAUAACCAUGAUCCACCACCAUCUCUGACUCAUCCCUGCCUCCUCAGUGCCUCUGCCGUGUAGGACUGGAGUGGAGUGCCGUCUCCAAAUCAUCACAUUUCCCCAAUAAUUUAAUCUCCACCGCCGUCGCCGCCGUCAACUAAACCCACGCCGACGGCCGACCAACCAUGGCGUCCUCGCUGCUCUCCUCCCCCGCUAAACCUUUCUGCUCCACCACCAAAACGACCCCCGCACCAAAAGCCACCCGCUUUCCAUCCCCAAGAUUCCUCUCCUCCGCCCAUGUCCUCUCCGCCGCGCGCCGCCUCCGUGCGGUCUCCGCCCGAGCGUCGCAGCAGCAGCCUCCGCCGCCGCGGGGGCAGCAGCAGCGGCGGCCGGAGUACGUCCCGAACCGCAUCGACGACCCAAACUACGUGCGAAUCUUCGACACCACGCUGCGCGACGGGGAGCAGUCCCCGGGCGCCACGAUGACGAGCGCGCAGAAGCUCGUCGUCGCGCGCCAGCUGGCCCGCCUCGGCGUCGACAUCAUCGAGGCCGGGUUCCCGGCUUCCUCCCCCGACGACCUCGACGCCGUGCGCUCCAUCGCCAUCGAGGUCGGCAACCCCGCACCCGCCGGGGACGACGGUGGCGCCGACGCCACGCACGUGCCGGUCAUCUGUGGCCUCUCGCGGUGCAACAGGAAGGACAUCGACGCGGCGUGGGAGGCCGUGCGCCACGCGCGACGGCCCCGGAUCCACACCUUCAUCGCCACCAGCGACAUCCACAUGCAGCAUAAGCUCAGGAAGACCCCCGAGCAGGUGGCGGCCAUUGCCAGGGACAUGGUGGCCUACGCCCGCAGCCUCGGAUGCACUGACGUCGAGUUCAGCCCCGAGGACGCCGGCAGGUCAAAUAGAGAGUUCUUGUAUCAUAUUCUAGGGGAAGUCAUAAAAGCUGGAGCUACAACUCUCAAUAUCCCGGACACUGUCGGAUACAAUCUUCCUUAUGAAUUUGGGAAGUUAAUUGCUGAUAUAAAGGCAAACACUCCUGGAAUUGAAAAUGCUAUCAUUUCAACUCAUUGCCAGAAUGACCUUGGUCUUGCGACUGCCAACACUUUAGCGGGCGCUCGUGCAGGGGCACGACAAUUAGAGGUUACUAUUAAUGGUAUUGGUGAAAGAGCUGGAAAUGCUUCUUUGGAGGAGGUUGUCAUGGCAAUUAAAUGCCGCAGAGAACUGUUAAAUGGUCUCUAUACUGGAAUCGAUUCUCGGCAUAUCACUUUGACGAGCAAAAUGGUACAAGAGCAUAGUGGACUGAUCGUACAACCACAUAAAGCUAUUGUUGGUGCCAAUGCAUUUGCUCAUGAAAGUGGAAUUCAUCAGGAUGGCAUGCUUAAAAACAAAGGAACUUAUGAAAUUAUAUCGCCUGAUGAUAUUGGUUUGACACGUGCAAACGAAUUUGGUAUUGUUCUUGGGAAACUCAGUGGAAGGCAUGCUGUGAGAUCUAAGCUAGUGGAGCUUGGAUAUGAAAUCGGUGACAAGGAAUUUGAGGACUUCUUUAAACGCUACAAAGAGGUUGCAGAGAAGAAAAAGCGUGUAACUGAUGAAGACUUAGAAGCGUUAUUGUCAGAUGAGAUAUUCCAGCCUAAGCUUAUUUGGUCCCUUGCUGAUGUACAGGCAACAUGCGGUACACUUAGUUUAUCUACGGCAACGGUGAAAUUGAUAGGACCAGAUGGAGAGGAGAGAAUAGCAUGUUCAGUCGGAACAGGUCCAGUCGAUGCAGCUUACAAGGCUGUUGACCAAAUAAUCCAGAUUCCAACCGUUCUACGAGAAUAUAGCAUGACAUCAGUCACAGAAGGCAUUGACGCAAUUGCAACAACUCGAGUUGUUGUCACUGGAGAUGUGAGCAUCAACGCCAAACAUGCCUUGACUGGCCGCUCUUUCAACCGCUCCUUCAGUGGGAGCGGGGCAUCCAUGGACAUUGUGGUGUCCAGCGUCAGAGCUUACCUGAGCGCCCUGAACAAGAUUUGCAGUUUUGCUGGCGCCGUGAAAGCCAGCAGCGAGGUACCUGAGAUCGCAAGCGUUCCGAGCACAGAAUGAGCUUGGUGGCGUUCCUUUUGUUCAAGAUUUCUGGAAGGAUCAGCCCUUCAGCUUAGGACAGGCUUGUCUUGGGCCUAUGUAGUGUACAAUUUCUGUAUCUCAUAUACCAUACUCGUGGCCAGUUUGUAUAUCAUAUAUAAACCAUACAAUCUGUAUUUGGAGGUACUUGCCAUUUAGAACUCUGUGGCCAAAGAAAGAUGAGGUCAUUUAGAAUGAUUCAUUCUUUUAGCCUGUAAACAUUAUACAUUGAAAACCUGAGCAGUGAAUAAAGGAUGCCCAAGAUUGAAACUGUGAUCCA
Messenger RNA from Sorghum bicolor (sorghum), 2566 nucleotides. RefSeq names its product 2-isopropylmalate synthase A. Lineage: Eukaryota; Viridiplantae; Streptophyta; Magnoliopsida; Poales; Poaceae. Gene Ontology annotation, cellular component: chloroplast. The transcript has 12 exons. The record is from RefSeq and is a predicted model, not a curated record. The coding region runs from base 367 to 2268 and encodes 633 amino acids. Gene Ontology annotation, molecular function: 2-isopropylmalate synthase activity. Gene Ontology annotation, biological process: L-leucine biosynthetic process.